CUGUCAGUUGUCACGUCACAAAAUUUGGCCGUUAAUUUUUGAACUUUUUUGCUGAUCUGGAAUUUUACACUAAACACUUGCUCAUCAAGAAAAAGGAAUUUUAUUAUUUUACUUACCUAUUUUAUUAGUUUACAUUAGUUUAAUAUGGCAGAUAAAACUCACAAGUCGCGUCUGGCAUCGUACAAAAAUGUUGGGCACGAGGCUACGGAUCUUCGUCGCAAACGUGCGGAGCUCAGUGUCACUCUCCGCAAGCAGGCACGCGAUGAGCAGUUGCAAAAGCGCAGGGCCAUGUCCCCCGAGACAGGAGAGGAAGUCCAAGUACCUGAGAAACUUAUGACACCAGCUGAGAUCAUGCAAGGUCUGAAGUCAAGUGACCUGGUCCUCAACAUGACAGCUGCGCGGGCUGCGAGGAGAAUGCUCUCCCGAGAGCAGAACCCUCCCAUCAGUAUCAUGGUGGAAGCUGGUGUGCUGAAGCCUCUGGUUGCUGCUUUGGACAGAGAUGACUGCCAAGACCUACAGUUUGAGGCAGCAUGGGCCAUCACCAACAUUGCGUCUGGCACACAUGAACACACAAUGGCAGUGAUUGAUGCUGGCGCAGUGCCCAAGCUGGUGACGCUGCUAGGGCGCGGCGGCACGGUGGGCGAGCAGAGCGCGUGGGCGCUGGGCAACGUGGCGGGCGACGGCGCCAUGCAGCGCGAUGUGGUGCUCGCCCACGGGGCGCUGCCGGCGCUACUGCCCAUGCUGGCGCCCAGCACCCCGCCCUCGCAGCUGCGCACCGCCGCCUGGACCUACAGCAACCUCUGCAGAAACAAGAAUCCGCUAGUGCCGUUAGACUUGGUGGCGCCUGCAUUGCCUUUUGUAACAGAUCUGCUUACUGUCAGUGAUCCUGAUGUGCUGACUGAUAUUUGCUGGGCGAUCUCAUACCUCACUGACGGGCCCAAUGAGCGCAUAGAGGAGGUGCAGCUGACCAAGAAUCUGCUGGCGCGGCUGGUGGCUCUGCUGCAGCACAAGUCGCCCGCCGUGCGCACGCCAGCGCUCCGGGCGACCGGGAACAUGCUCACCGGCUCUGAUGUCCAAACGGACCGUUGCCUCGAGGCGGGAUGCCUGGAGCACCUAUCGAUGCUUCUCCGCUGCAACAAGCCCGCGCUGGUGAAGGAGGCGGCGUGGGCGGUCAGCAACGUGCUGGCCGGCACCACCGACCAGAUCCAGUGCGCCAUCGACAGGGGCCUGCUGGGCCACCUCGUGCACGUGCUCUCCUCCGACGACAUCAGGUGUCAAAGGGAAUCCGCCUGGGGUAUCACCAACCUGACGAUGGGCGGCACCCCGGCCCAGCUGGACGCGCUGGUGGCGUCCGGCUUCCUGGAGCCCUACUGCGCUCUCCUGGAGUCCACCGACCUGAGGACUGUUGUAGUUGUGCUGGACGGCCUCAAUAACUUGUUGCAGACGGCCGCCAAGUUUGGUCAAGUGGACCCUCUGUGUGCCACGCUGGAGGAGAUCAACGCGCUGGACCACAUUGAAAUGCUACAGAACCAUGAAAAUGAAACUAUAUACGAAAAGGCGCACUCCAUUAUACUAACUUACUUCAGUGAGCAAGACGUUGGCGCAGUCCCCGAGGAAAAUGAAGAUCAAUUUCAAUUUGGCACUGGCACUAGUGAAAAUCAGAAUAUUCAUUUUUAGUGUAAAAUUACAUACUUUUAUAGUGUA
Messenger RNA from Bicyclus anynana (squinting bush brown), 1704 nucleotides. RefSeq names its product importin subunit alpha-5. Bases 145 to 1677 code for a protein of 510 amino acids. Gene Ontology annotation, biological process: NLS-bearing protein import into nucleus. Gene Ontology annotation, cellular component: cytoplasm; nucleus. NCBI's taxonomy places the organism in Eukaryota, Metazoa, Arthropoda, Insecta, Lepidoptera, Nymphalidae. Gene Ontology annotation, molecular function: nuclear import signal receptor activity; protein binding. The transcript is spliced from 11 exons. The record is from RefSeq and is a predicted model, not a curated record.